GGCCGCGCCUGGCGCCGCCUCUUCGCCCACGCCUGCCUGCUGCGCGCGCUCUGCCUGUGCCGGGCGCGGGGGGCCUGCGCGGAGGCCCUGCGCGCCUGCGACCUGGGGCUGCUGCUGGGCGCGCCCGGCCCCGAGAUGGCCCGCCUGGCCGCGCUGCUUCAGCGCCUGCUGCCCGCCCCGGACGGCCCGCCCUGCAAGAAGCCGCGCACGGAGCGGCCCCCGGCCCAGGAGGAGGAGGCGGCGGCGGUGCCCCGGGCGCGGCGCCCGUCCCUGCAGCGGUUCCGCGAGCGCUUCCUGCUGCCCGGGGCGCCGCUGGUGCUGGAGGGCGUGGUGGACCACUGGCCCUGCCUGCGCAAGUGGAGCGUGGAUUACCUGCGGCAGUUGGCCGGCAACCGCACCGUCCCGGUGGAGCUGGGUGCUCGCUACACCGACCACGAUUGGUCCCAAAAUCUCAUGACGGUCGCCGAGUUCAUCAGCCGGUUCGUCGAGCAGGAGAAUCCCAAUGGAUACCUUGCUCAGCACCAGCUUUUUGACCAGAUUCCAGAGCUGAAAGAAGAUAUUGGCAUCCCGGACUAUUGUUGCCUGGGCAAAAAUGAUGAAGAGGAGAUUACCAUCAAUGCCUGGUUUGGCCCAUCAGGGACCAUCUCACCUCUUCAUCAGGAUCCACAACAAAAUUUCUUGGUCCAGGUGAUGGGACGCAAAUACAUCCGCCUGUUCUCUCCUGAUCAGUCUGAAAAACUGUAUCCACAUGAAGGGCACCUUCUUCGCAACACCAGCCAGGUUGAUGUGGAAGACCCCGACUUAGUGAAGUUUCCAAAGUUUAAGGCAGCUGCAUUUCAAGAGUGUUUCUUGAACCCUGGAGAGGUCCUGUUUAUCCCGGCCAGUUACUGGCAUUAUGUCCGAGCCCUGGACACCAGCUUCUCUGUUAGCUUCUGGUGGUCCUAGUUUAUGCUGAGAACAGAUCAAGAGGAACCACAGUACAGACCAUUUUGCACAUCACACAUGGGCCAAAACAGAAGAGAAAAAAACAGCUUUAUCCUAAAAUUGGUGAUAUGCUUCAAGAAAAAAAAUAAGGACAUCAGAAUGUCAGGUCAGGACUACCUCCUGCAGAAUCGCCUCCACUUCAUCAGUGCAUUCCAGUAAAGUUUUUGUGAUUGGUCAUCUCAAACCACUUGGAUUAUUCCAAUGAAAGAGAAUCUCUCUAGCUCAGAGUGUAACUGGGGGGUCCUUGGUGCUCUCUGAGGUAGACUGUUUGCUUGCAGACGUUUCCUUACCCGACUAGGGAACAUCAUCAGUGCAGUCUACCACCAUCCUGUCAGUACCUCUCCUUCCAUCCCCCUACCACCACAACUGAUGAAGCUUCUUGAAUGAGAAACAAAAUGUCUUCCUCAAGGAAAAAAACAGUCCAGCUGCAAAAAGCACCUUUGAGUCAAGUAUAACCUGGAUGACUCAGAAUCUCCAUAGACAUCACCAGUGCAACCAACAACCAAGCUCAGAGACCACCCAGGAGCCCUCAUAUGGAUUAUUUAGAACAUAUUCAGGCCACUUCAUAGCACAAAAUACUAGUGAUCCAGGAGCUGCUAAAACUACAGGAGAAGCUAUACGAGGUAGUUCCUCUCCUCCUUGCUCUCCCAAAGAAUUCUCUUUAGCAGAAUUAAUGGAGAGGAAGCAAACAGCGCAUUCUGGUUGAGGGGGAUCUAAAGCUGGACCACCUCAUAGGUGCCAGUGCCUUCAGCAGCUCCAGCUCCAAAAACUAGUACUCUGCCUAAGAGUUUUAAAGGAAAUCUACUAUCCUUGCACUUAGCCACAAAAAACCUUUGCCAAUAUUCCUCAGAAUUCUGUUACUUUUAUCCCUCUAUACCGGUUAGUUUGUGAAACAGAGGAAAGCAUACAAGAAACCCUUAAAUGGUCCAGAAGUUCACAUGCCUCUAGCUUCUAUCCAGACUUUAAUAAGAUCCAUCCUAUGAACAGUCACACGAAUGAGAGAUCGAAGUCCAGCCCCAAGAUAAACUCAAUCAAAUGUAAAGUUAAAACCGGUGUCCAGAAUUUAUCUAUCUUAGCAGAAUCCCUCUACAUCAGUAGCUCCAAUUCAAAUCAAUGACGGUUUCAUUCUCAAAGUGCCACAAAUUAUGUGUUUCCGCUGCCUCUGCCAUGAAUCGGAUGGAGCAGGACGGGGGUCCUCACAAGAACAUGACAAAGGUCACGAUUGACGUAUCUUUGUCUUGCAUGUCAAACCAAGCUCUGAAGGCUAUUUUGCCCAGAGGUGGGAAGACGCCCCUCGUAUCAAUUUGCUGGACAGACCCCCGCAACCUGCAAGCAGCUUGGACUUCUCUACCAGGUCACAGUGCUUUGUAGCCCCCUUAAGUGGUUUACAGAGUCUGCCUAUUGGCCCCAGCAACCUGGUUUUACUGAC
Messenger RNA from Ahaetulla prasina, 2413 nucleotides. It is a transcript of the gene KDM8, whose product is annotated as lysine demethylase 8. The transcript is spliced from 8 exons. The record is from RefSeq and is a predicted model, not a curated record. Gene Ontology annotation, cellular component: nucleus. NCBI's taxonomy places the organism in Eukaryota, Metazoa, Chordata, Lepidosauria, Squamata, Colubridae. Bases 136 to 945 code for a protein of 269 amino acids. Gene Ontology annotation, molecular function: histone H3K36 demethylase activity.